UGGGAUCGAAGGUGCACCAAACUCCGCGUUUUCUCAUUUCUUGUUCCUUGUAAUCCUAUACCUUUUCUUUUUUUCUAGUCUAAAAAAGAGAAAAAGGGGGCUUGUUUCUCAAGCACUCCGAACCCUCAAAUAAAGAUGAACCCAUCUCUCUGUUCCUUCGUCUUUGUAGCUGGAUAGCUGCUGUUUUAUCUUCUUCUUCUUCUUGGUUCUAUUUUAUUGACAACCAAAAAUAUGGUGACAUCCAUACUGUUACUGGCAGCUCUUUUUAUAGCUGGCGUUGUUAAUGUUUACUUUUAUUUUUCUCCCAAGAAGUUUUAUGCAUGGCUUCUCUCUUUCUUCCGCAACAGCUCUUCAUCAGCUGUCUCCUCCAAGACUGCUGCUGCUCCUCAGGUGAUUUCAGUCAAGGAAAGAAGUGAUUCAGAGAAGGUAGAGCUGAAAAGGGUUUUCGCCACCUUUGACAAGAAUGGUGAUGGGUUCAUAACAAAGCAAGAACUAGGGGAAUCACUCAAGAACAUGAGGCUGUUCAUUACAGAGAAAGAGGUGGAAGAAAUGGUAGUGAAAGUAGAUGCUAAUGGAGAUGGGUUGAUCGAUUUCGAUGAGUUUUGCAUCUUGUGUCAGGCCAUGGGUGGUCAUGGUCAUCAGGAAGGUGCGAGAAGAGGAGAAGAUGGGAAUGGAGUUUAUGAGGAAGGCGAUGCAGAAGGAGAAUUGAAGGAGGCUUUCGAUGUGUUUGACAAAGAUAAAGAUGGGUUGAUUUCAGUUGAAGAAUUGGGUUCUGUGCUGAGUUCUUUGGGGUUGAAGGAAGGGAACAAGAUGGAGGAUUGCAAAGCAAUGAUCAGGAAAGUUGACAUGGAUGGAGAUGGCAUGGUUAGUUUCGACGAAUUCAAGAGGAUGAUGAAAAGUGGAGGAGGGCUAGUCUCAGUAUCAGCCUGGUGAACUCCUCCGCUAAUUAAUUAACUACCCCAGGCUUCAAGCUUAAAGCUAGAAAGACAACGACGACUUAUAACCUGACGUGCUUGUUCCUCGCUCGCCUGCUCUCACCAAACAGUACAGCUCUGGAUCCAUUUCAACCAUACCUGGUGGACGACUAUCUACACUCGUUGUAUAUAUGUUGGACCUUUUUCAUUUUGUUUUUGUCAUUUAAUCCUUUUUGAACACUGUACAAUCUUCGCACGCUUUCACCAACAACCUUAAAUUACCAUCUUCUAUUUGUAACCGUACGUUGAAGAACUUCCGUACUAGUUCAGAUUUUGGGUCUGUUUAUUUUAACGUACUGUACGUAUAUUUUUGAAACUUAAUGCUAGCGAAAUUUAUAUUUGCGAA
Molecule: messenger RNA, 1320 nt
Organism: Theobroma cacao (cacao)
Lineage: Eukaryota; Viridiplantae; Streptophyta; Magnoliopsida; Malvales; Malvaceae
Source: RefSeq, a predicted model, not a curated record